This is a messenger RNA of Polyodon spathula (Mississippi paddlefish), 6224 nucleotides long. RefSeq names its product long-chain-fatty-acid--CoA ligase 4-like. Lineage: Eukaryota; Metazoa; Chordata; Actinopteri; Acipenseriformes; Polyodontidae. Bases 1267 to 3396 code for a protein of 709 amino acids. Gene Ontology annotation, molecular function: arachidonate-CoA ligase activity. Gene Ontology annotation, biological process: long-chain fatty-acyl-CoA metabolic process; neuron differentiation; long-chain fatty acid metabolic process. The transcript has 15 exons. Gene Ontology annotation, cellular component: lipid droplet; endoplasmic reticulum; plasma membrane. The record is from RefSeq and is a predicted model, not a curated record.
UGCAGUGCUGGCAAUAAUUUAAAUCACCUAUUCCUGUAAAAAUGACUAAAGCUCCUUUCACACUGGCACUCUGUACCUGGGUCAGAACCUAUCUGGUUCAGGACCCAGUGUCAUGCGGGUCAGGUACGCAAUUUAACACUGCUUUUGAUAAAGCAGGGUUGACCAGGGUGACAGACGCAAGUUAACAAUAUCAGUGCUCCAGUGCAGCUUGUUACUGACGCUUCCGUCCAAGCUUCUCUGGAUUGAACCAUUGGCCCAAAUGUUGAUUAGAGCAAAUGUUUCUACACCCCUGCUGCAAUUUGGCUCGUGCUGUGUAUCAAUUAACAAAAAUAUGGCUAAACAGAAUAAACAGAAAUGUUCCUUGCGGAAGUGAAACCUUAAAGCAGACGUGGCUGUUUGUUAUUGCGUCAGCUCAGGAAUGGCCAUCAAGCAUUUUAUCUCGCUCAACACGGGUCAAAGCGUGUAGACCCACAUCCUGAGGUGGCUCGCUGGGAUCCGGGUAUGACCCAGGUACAUGAUUUAGCACUAUGUGGGAUUGUGACCCAGGUAGCUAGGACCCGGGUAGGAUUGCCAGUGUAAAAGGGGUUAAUACGGUUACCUGAAAUCGAUUCUGCCUUAAACUAGUCAUCUGAUUAGCGACUAAUCAAUAAACAGUGUGUAAGAGUGCAGAAGUCCAUGUCCAUCUCAUGCAAGGAAAGGACCCAUUUUGAAUGCUGGAAUCCAAAACUACUACAAAAGAGCCUAGUAUACUGUGCAAUAAAUUGCUGUAUUGGCAAGUAACCAAUUAGCUGAAAGUUUUUUUUAUUCAUGAAAAAACAUCAAUAUAUUGGUGCAGAAUCCUUUUCUAUGGUAUUAUGUUCUUAAUUACAGCACCUUUACUAGGAACACUUCUUUCCCAGUGUGAUUCAAAGCAUGCUUAUACCAAUCAGCAGUAAUUCAAACUUUGCAGAUAACUAGCCACAAGAGACCAUGGAAGCUGACUGACCUGGAUAUUCGACAGGCCUGCAUGCUGUGCUAUAUUUAGUCUUUAAUAAAUACAGCAGUACGAUUUCUCUUUAGUACUAAACUUAGUGAGGUUAACUGCCGCCGCUGCUGCUGCUGCUGCUGGUACUCGUAACUGCACAGCUGCUACAUCUGCCAUCUACUGUUGCCUUCGUCUGUUAACAACAUCACGGACAAAACUAUAGAAAGAAAGAAAACUGGAGAGACACACACGUCAGGCACCUUGUGUUUCUUGAUCUUGCUGCUGUACUUCGUGUAUACAUCAUGAUUUUCAAAGAAGUCCACUCCAUUGUCUUGUUCCCUGUGCAUCUAUUAAUGUGGCUGUACACUGCCCUUACCUUUGUUCCAUGGUAUCUCCUUACCGAUGCCCAAAAGAAACAGACCAUGGCAAAGAGGAUAAAAGCCAAAGCCACGUCUGAUAAGACGGAAGGCCCAUAUCGUUCUGUGGACCACUUCGACUCGCUCGCUGCGAUGACUUUCCCUGGCAUUGACACUUUGGACAAGCUGUUUAGCCACGCAGUGCAGAAGUUUGGAAAGGCUGAUUGUCUCGGGACCAGAGAGGUUCUGAGUGAGGAAAACGAGAAGCAGCCAUCUGGGAAAGUUUUUAAAAAGCUCAUUCUGGGCGAAUACAAGUGGCUUUCUUAUGAAGACGUAGAUGCUCAGGUGAAGCACUUUGGUAGUGGUCUGGCUGCUCUAGGGCAGAAGCCAAAGAGCACCAUCGCCAUCUUCUGUGAGACUAGAGCAGAGUGGAUGAUUGCGGCUCAGGCUUGUAUCAGAUACAAUUUCCCUUUGGUCACUCUGUACGCCACACUAGGAGAAGAUGCAGUAGCAUAUGGUCUGAAUGAGUCUGGAGUCACCCACCUCAUUACUAGUACAGAGCUUCUGGAAGACAAACUUAAGUGUGUGCUGUCGCAGCUGAAGAGUCUAAAGCACAUCAUCUGUGUGGAUAAAAAGACUAUCAGUAAAACUGGCUUUCCGAAGGAGCUCGAGGUUCACAGUAUGGAAUCUGUGCAGGAGCUGGGAGCCAAACCUGAGAACCUAAGUGUAGAACCUUGCCGACCUGUCUCCACGGAUCUUGCUGUCGUCAUGUAUACCAGUGGUUCCACUGGCCGUCCAAAAGGCGUCAUGAUCAUUCACAGUAACCUGAUAGCAGGGAUGACAGGACAGUGUGAGAGGAUACCAGGACUGGGCCCAAAAGACACCUACAUUGGUUAUCUGCCCCUGGCUCACGUGCUUGAAAUGACUGCUGAAAUGUCUUGUAUCACGUAUGGCUGCAGGGUAGGAUAUUCCUCUCCACAGACUCUGUCAGACCAGUCCACUAAAAUCAAGAAGGGAAGUAAAGGGGACUGCUCUGUCCUGAGACCAACCCUGAUGGCAGCUGUGCCGGAAAUAAUGGAUCGAAUCUUUAAGAAUGUAAUGUGCAAAGUUCAGGAGAUGAAUUAUGUCCAGAGAACUCUUUUUAAACUAGGAUAUAACUACAAACUAGAACAGAUCACAAGGGGAUACGAUGCUCCACUCUGCAAUAUGCUGCUCUUUAACAAAGUGAAAGCCUUACUGGGUGGCAAUGUGCGGAUGAUGCUGUGUGGUGGGGCCCCUCUCUCUCCAGCCACUCAGCGCUUCAUGAACAUCUGUUUCUGCUGCCCUGUGGGGCAAGGCUACGGGCUGACGGAGACGUGCGGAGCAGGAACCAUCACAGAAGUGGCAGACUACAGCACUGGCCGUGUAGGGGCUCCCCUCAUCUGCUGUGAAAUAAAACUGCAAGACUGGCUUGAGGGUGGCUACACCAAUAAAGACAAGCCCAACCCCCGUGGAGAGAUUGUGAUUGGUGGACCCAAUGUUACAAUGGGAUAUUUUAACAAUGAAAAUAUCAAUGAAGACUUCUUUGUGGAUGAGAACGGGCAGAGGUGGUUCUGUACAGGGGACAUUGGCGAGAUCAAUCCCGAUGGCUGCCUGCAAAUCAUCGAUCGUAAGAAGGACCUAGUGAAGCUACAAGCUGGAGAAUACGUGUCCCUGGGAAAAGUAGAAACCGCUUUGAAGAACUGCUCACUCAUCGAUAAUAUCUGUGUAUAUGCAAACAGUGAACAGAAUUAUGUAAUAAGCUUUGUGGUGCCAAACCAAAAGAAACUGACCUGCCUCGCUGUCAAAAAAAACAUUGAAGGAUCAUGGGAGGAGCUCUGUAACAAUCCAGUCCUGGAGGGCGAAGUGCUGAAGGAGAUUAAAGAAGUAGCAACUUCAAUAAAACUUCAGGGUUUUGAAAUCCCAGUAAAGGUUCGAUUGAGCCCAGAACCCUGGACCCCGGAGACAGGUUUGGUAACGGACGCCUUCAAGUUGAAGCGAAAAGAGCUGAAGAACCAUUACCUCAGUGAUAUUGACAGAAUGUAUGGGGGGAAAUAGAGCUGCCCUCUUGGGGAAGGGACUGGGCUGGACUGUGUGUAAAGUUCUGGUUAAAAAAAAAAAAAGAAACUAGCAAAAGUGAUUACCCUUAAACUCUGAAGCACUGCGACCUGGUGAAAUUUUUAUUCUGAAAUUAAAUAUUUAAAUGUUAUUUAUAAAGCUGUCUGGAUUCAAGUCACACUAGAUACAAAACACAUUUAUUGUAAAAACAAGUUCAGUUGAGUGGCCAAAUGUGUUUUCAUAGUGCAAUUCUUAAUGUCAUCGUCCUUUUUAAAUGUAAAACGCACAAAAAAAAACAAACAACAACUGUUUUAAAGUGUUCUGUCUUGGUUUUGAUUUGUUGUGGGGGAGGGGACGGACCUGGUGAUACUAUUUUAAAACUGCCAUUCAUUUUCUAUGUUAUCUUCGCUCGUCUUUUGUAACUGAAAUAAUUAAACUCUUGAUUUUAAUUAUGUAUAUGAAUCUUCUGUACAUUUUGCAAAUAUGUUUCAGCUUGUAAAAGGGAGUAGGUAUUGGGAGAUUCUUGGCAAGCUUAAAAAGAUCCUGAUGUCUGUCUUUUUUUAUGGCACAUAAAUAAGAUGAAGAACAAUGUAUGGUAAUAUACCAUGCCUGCUUUUAAGAAAAAAAAGCUGUUAAUAUAUUAUAAUUCCUCUCACCAAAGACACCGUAGCUUUGUGCUGUCAUAUACCAGACUUGUAAAUGUAGCAUUGCUUUAAUAAUGUGUAUUCACAUUAGUGCAAAAUUAUCCAAAUUUAAUUUAAUUUUAAUUUUAUGUCAUGCUUUAUUUCACCAAUAGUUCCAAGAAAUUAAAUGUUUUGUGGGUGUGACUAUUUAUUUAGAUAUAUUACCACACUUAGGGAACCAGUACAGUUGACAUACGUUCCACAUUUGUUUCUAAGUAUAUACUGCAUUUGUUAUAUAACUAGAAAAAAACUACUGGUGAAGAGUAUUAGUGUCCAGUCUUAAUAUUGCAUCACACAAAUUGAAAGAGGUGGCCGUUUUCAAUGUUGGUAUCUAUAGAACCUUUUUUUUUUUUUAAACUGUAUGUUUAGAAACAGAUACAGCAAAAUUGGUUGAAGAAUUUUGACAAAACAGUAAGUUCAGUUGCAAUGUUCUUUUUAAAAUAAAUGAGAAAUGCUGAAGAGACUAUCGGUGACAGCAUUUUUCUGGACAUUACUUUUUGUGUUGGAUACGCUUACAAUAAUGGCAUCUGUAUUGUGUUGAGCACUGGCCCUUUCAAUCAGUGACUAAUUAUGCUGUUAUGGUCUAUAUAAUCUUACUGAAGAAAUUGAUAGCCAAGAAAAUUACAUGUUAUGAUCUCUUAUUGAAUUACAAAUGCUAUCACACGCCGCCCUUCUGCUGUGCUAAUGAUCUGGUUAUUCAGAUCAAAAAAAUACAGUGCUAUGACAUUCCUAAUACCAGAUCACCACAUUUGGAGUUAAUCUAAGCUACUGUACUACACAGGAAAUUAAUAUAUUGUGUUUUUUAAAUAUGCAUCACAUGGGGACCAUGAUCACUCUUGAAAUACUGUAAGAAACUUCAUAAAUUCAAUGACUAGAAGUCAUUCUCAGUCUUCAAUGAUAAUGCUGGUAGUGCACAUAAGAUGAAUUUUAAAGUCAUUGUUAUCCUUUUUUUUAAGAUUACUUCAUUUCUUAAAGACAGAUUUAGAAGAUAGAAAUCUUCCAGCCCUCGCUGUUUGCUUUCCCUACAUGGUACAUUGUGUAAAAACAAAUCUCACAAUUUUUAAUUUUGCUCUUGUCCUCUCACUGUUGCCUAAUAUACUGUAUUAAUGUAUUUGUAAUUGCAGGUUUAGUUAACCAACUCUACAUUUGAAAAUUUUUAUACAUAGAAAAGCAGUACAGCUGGGUUAUAUUUAUGCUGUAUGUGUGUGCGUGUUAGUGUUUUGUAUAUUGCUAAACAUUGCUUAAACUUUCAGAAACACCAUUUGUUUCUGCCAGUACAUUUGUCCAUAUGUUCAUAAAAACCUGCUUUGCAGUAAGCUAUUGCUUUCUUCGACACACUUGGUUUAAAUGGCACAAACCAUUGUUGCGUUUAAAACCCAAUCCUUCAAAGAUAGCUUCUGUAGUUUUCUUAUUAUAAAGAAUGUAUUUUGGAGCAAUGGAAUAUGAGCAAUUCAAUUAUCAACAAAUAUUUUACAGUGAGAUUUAUUUGGCUCUACCAAAUCAUAAAUUACAAAAACAAAUUCCUGCACCCUCCUGCAGAUUUUCUGAUCGUUUGGGCAAUGAAUUUAAUGAAAUGCAUUUAAUGUUGAAAGUUUGUAUGGAAAAGCCUGAUUUUACUUGAUUUUUAGAGGAUUCAGAAGCAGUAAAAUAUUUCCAAUGAAUUAUUAUUAAAUAAUAAUAAUAUAUAUUUUUUUUUUAUAAUGAAUGUGUUACCUGGUGGUCUGUUUAUGUUUCGAUAAUAUUAUGUAAACAGGUUGCACAAGGAAGAAACAGACCAAAAGUUCAACUCUUCGGUGGUUAGUAACAUUACAGCCGGGUUAAAAAAAAAAAAAAAAAAAAAAAAGUUUGUAUUUCCCAUUUUGCAUCUAGCAUUCUGCUUUAUGCUACAAGUUAACACAAGUACACUGAUGUUGUGGAUCUCUGUUUUUUAUUGGAGUCCUAGUGUAGUGCACAGUAAUAGCUGUUUUCAUCAAACACAUUUUUAUGAACUGAUGGCAAAAAGUAACGGAUGCAAUGUCACAUGGUUUACAUAGGUAACAGUUCAGAGAGUGAUGUAUGUUUAUCAUUUAUUUAAAGUUGUACAACACUUGAAACAAAGAUAACUUGUGUGUAAUAUCUUGUAAUAAAAUAAAUACAUUACCAAAA